GAAAUUACGUAUAAGGAUUUACGGGAAAAGAAGUUAUCAGUUCAGGGAGCUCUCUCUCUCUCUAAGAAGCCCUGGUCUUUCCAUUUGGUUGAUUAUUUUCCCUACUUUCUCUCUCCUCUAUGGAAAAGACUCUACUUCUGUUUUUCUUCGCCGUCCAGUGAGAGAACCUGUAGAUCUCCGGCAAUGACCCACGAUUCUGGAAAAUAAUUCCAUAGGAUGGGGUUGGUAAAGGAAGAAAGUUCACUGGAAAAGUCUGUUAUUUGGAUUCUCACCUCAAGAGAAUCUUUUGCCUAAUAAUUGAAAAACUGGGGAAAGAGAAGAUUGGGUACUAACCUGUUUUUCACAGCCUCAGAAAUGGAUUUCAGAAGAGAGACUAUGAUUCCGGAAGUGAAAGAUUACCAGAUUCACAGUUCUUGGGUUCCAAUAACCCCAGUGAAGCCCAUUCUGCCAAAACCGCAGCCGAUCUACGCAGACAGGCAAGAAAAUCAGCUAGGCCAUGAAAAUUUGAUUGUAGCAGAGAGAUUUUCAACCGGGUUUGCAGAGGAAACUCGAGCCCAUGGAACAGUUGCAUGUUGUGAUUCAACAAAUUACAUUGACUUGAACAAGGACUUUGAUGAUUGGGAAGCAGAUUUCGCUGGGAAAUCCCAAGUAACUGGUGGUGAAUUCAGCAUUUGCAGUGAAUUUUCCAUGGAUACAGACAGGAUAGGAAAUGUUCCUUUUGGAAAUCUCAUGGCCCUCGCUGAUGUUGCUGCUACAACAGAUUCUGCAAAUGCUGCCAGGGAAUGGAAUGUUAAUGAAGAAAACAGUUGUUUCAUUUCUAUUUUCGACUCUCACUUCAAAGGUAGUCGAUUUGAGAACUGCUCCACGACUUCGUCCCCUGCAAACCAAGAGAUCUCAUUUGGAUCAAACCUGUGGAGUAACAGCAAUUGUGCACUGGAUAGGCCUUUAUCCGGAAAUUACGUUCCUGCCCAAGCCACCUAUGAUCUCAACUUGCCACCAGGAGCAUUAACAGAUGCAUUCACAAGCAGGAACAUCACUGCCCAGUUUUCACCCAUAACACCAGAUCAGUCCAAGAAAGGAGAAACCAAGCACGAUUAUGAUAUUCACAAUUUAAACAUGGAUGAAAGAACAAAUCAGGCAAGGGACGAGGGGAACGAAGUUGCUAUUAGGGUUGAAGUGGACGAGCUCCACCAUGAUAAAGAACAGCAACGACUACCAAAAGGUUUGUCAAGUUCUGCUAUUUCAACACAAUUGCACGAGAAUCACAACCCUGACAAGGAAGGCAACCCUGGCAUUGACCUGAACAGAACACAACAGAAACUGAGAAGAAAAAAGCACAGGCCCAAAGUGGUUAUAGAAGGCCAGCCCAAAAGGACUCGAAAGCCAGUGACCCCAAAGCCUGUGGCCCCCGAGGAAAACACAACAGGCAAGAGGAAGUAUGUCCGAAAAAAUGGACUCAACAAAACCCCAGGCACUCCCACAGUGGAAGUGACAAGCAAAAGUACUCAUCCAAAAACAGCACCGCGUGUAACAAGAUCCUGCAGGAGAACAUUAAAUUUUGACUUGGAAAGCCCAGUGAGAGAAGAAAGCUCUUCAUACAGGCCACAUUCCAAUGAGAAUGCAGAAUCACAAGCACAAAACUUUUAUACCAGAGUUGAAUCAAAAUCAACUGUUCACCUUGGCCAAGGGAUAGAGGCAAUGGUUGAGAAGACACAAGUGGGCAUUGCUUAUGAACUUAACCGCUCCAUGAACAAAGUGCUAGAAGAUUACAUAGCAAUGCCAGAAAGACAAGCCCCAUGCCCCCCAACCCCAGCCAAAACUGAUCGAUCACAUGAAAACUUAAAGGGUCAUGCCCGAAAUGAGCAUACAAGAGGAAAAUGUCAGAUAGUUUUCUCCAAUGAAACAUAUGAUAAACAGGGAAGCAUUGUACAAAUGAUGAUGAAUACUGAUAUCCAAUCCACACCGAGGAGUCCAAACGAUUCCAUCUGCAGCAGCAGUGCAUGUUUGACCGAGGGAGAACAAGCAAGGGGAUUAAAGAGGGUACAUUCAUGCACAAUUGAUGAGGCAGAACCCAGCCGCACAAAUGUGAUUGGACGUCAUUACAAUUCUUUGCAUGAAUAUCUGGCAAGAUUUCCAGCAAAUGUAUAUAACAAUAACAGAAUUCCUGGCAUGCAUUUUCCUACAAUUUACAAGAAAAAGAGAACUGAGAAAGCGCACAGUUCAACUAUGUCCAACAUAUUGUCUAUUGAGACUGCUGCAGAAAAUAGUGCGAGACGAGCAACACCAUGGCCUCUGAACAAUGCCUGUGCAACUCCUUAUACAACAGAAACCAAUUGCAGGUUUUCUACUGCUCAAUUUAACACUACCAGAACCUCAACCAAAACUACUCCACUUACAGAUGCUCAGGGUAAACAGAAAACUUUCGAAUGUAAACUGGCUUUGGACCAGAAAGGAAGGAUGACAAAGAAGAGAUCCAAAGGCCCUACUCGGGUACGCGACUUGGCUUCACUAAUUAGAAUUAUAAAGGGAAAACAAUUGCCAAGUUUUCCUGCUAGAGGGGCACCAAUACGGGAUAAUAAGCAGCUGUAUGAAAUUUCACAUCACCCUCACACAUGCAUGGAAGCACUGGUUGCAGACACUCGUGCAACAAUGACAACAAAGAAGCGGACAAAAAGAAACUCUACUGGUGCAAAACAGAAGAGAAUCCCCACUAUUGAUGCAAUAGUUGAGUAUUUAAAGUGUCUAGACAUCAAUCGGGAAAGCAAACAAGUCACAUAUCAAGAGCAGGGUGCAAUUGUUCCUUACAACUUAAGAUUUGAAAAGAAAAAUGCACUAGUUCUUUAUAAAAGAGAUGGAACGGUGGUGCCUUUUGAAGGUUCAUUUGGUCUUGUUAGGAAAUGGCGACAGCGACCUAAAGUUGACCUUGAUGAAGAGACAAAUAGAGUAUGGAAGCUUCUUCUGGAAAAUAUAAACAGUGAAGGUAUUGAUGGGACCGAUGAAGAGAAAGCAAAAUGGUGGGAAGAAGAACGACGAGUGUUCCAAGGGCGGGCAGACUCAUUUAUUGCACGCAUGCAUCUCGUACAAGGAGAUAGACGCUUCUCUCCAUGGAAAGGAUCAGUUGUGGACUCAGUGAUUGGAGUUUUCCUUACUCAAAAUGUCUCAGACCAUCUUUCUAGUUCUGCCUUCAUGUCUCUUGCUGCACACUUUCCGCUUGACAGCCCAUGCUUUGAAGAGACAAGUAUAUUAGUCGAAGAACCAGAAGUGUGCAUACUGGACCCGGAGGAUUCCAUCAAAUGGCAUGAAGAGAAGUCAAAUCAACCAGCCUAUGACAGGAGUUCUAUAACACUGCAUGAAAUGUAUUCAACUGUAGAAAAAGUUGUCAGUGGAAAUGAAUUUCUAGGAAGCAGCAGCGGUGGUGUAAAGUCAACAGAUAAUUUGAAAUGUAAAUCCUCAGAUAUUUCUGGAAAUAGUCUAGAGAUAUACCAUAAAUCAUCAACAGACACAGUGGUGAAUCAGCUCACAGAAGCAGUGGCAGGUUUCACGGGAGACAGAAGAGAAACAGAUGAUGUACUUUCUUCUCAGAAUUCUGUCGGUUCCUCUCAAAACUCUGUGGACUCAUCAAUGGCUCAAACCACUGAAAGAAUAAGAUCAUUUUUGCAUGACAACUCAGAAGCAAAUCCAGGAACCAGAUCAAAUCCCAACAGUCUUGUUGGCUCUUCUUUUGUGGAGCUAUUACGGAGCGCAGAAACCUUGUGUGGAAUUUACAAUCACAAGACUGGAAAUGCAUCGUCUUAUGAAGAAAAUGGGUCCACCUACAAGGAUAGUUCAGAAUGUGACACACAAAAACAAAACAAGGAUAACUUGGAUAAUAAAACCUCCUCAUGGCAGAUCAUCACUUCCAAUAAUUAUUGUUUACAAAUGACCACUGACUUGGGACUGAAAGUUGAAUCCUUCACAAUGUUGGGAGAAAAAAGCUUGUCUUCUGAUAUUUCCAAGAAAAAUGAAGAAAACUGCACAAGUGAACAAAGUGAAGUAACGGCAGAAUCUGUAAGCCGGACUAUGGUUCGAAAGGUCAUGGCUACGAGUUUCCAAGAAACACCAAAAUCUCCCAGUGAAAACAAUCAUGCAUGCAGCAGAAUUCACGGAAAGGUGAAUAGGAUCUUCCAGUCUCAAUACAGACCAGUUGGGAAUCCCAAGGAUAACAUUGAAUCACAGACUCAAGAGCAAAAUCGUAGAAUGCAGCAAGUUCUUGAGGCUCCAAACCUUUCAACAGAGACCUUGGAUGUCACACAGAGCACCACCGUAACUAAUAACCCAGAAAACACUGAACAUAAGGCAGUUGAGUCAAGUUUGAAAGACCAUGGAUAUCUUCCUAGCAAGGCAAUUAAUUCUGAUACUUCCAAAGUGAAGAGGGUUAGGAAUGGAAAGCAGAAACAGAACACAGUUGACUGGGAUAGCUUAAGAUCGCAGGCACAAGCCAAAGGUAAAAGAGAAAGAACAGCCAACACAAUGGACUCGUUGGACUGGGAAGCAGUACGGUGUGCAGAUGUUAACGAGAUUGCUGACACCAUCAAAGCAAGGGGAAUGAACAACAUGCUAGCGGAGAGAAUUAAGGAUUUCCUGAACAGACUGGUUAGAGAACACGGAAGCAUAGAUCUUGAAUGGUUGAGGGAUGUUCCACCUGACGAAGUAAAAGAAUAUCUGUUGAGUGUAAGAGGGUUGGGCUUGAAAAGCGUGGAGUGUGUGCGGCUUUUGACACUUCACCAUCUUGCUUUCCCGGUUGACACAAACGUUGGACGUAUAGCUGUCAGACUAGGAUGGGUACCCCUUCAGCCGCUGCCUGAGUCACUACAGUUGCAUCUUCUAGAACUGUACCCAGUGUUGGAAUCAAUUCAGAGAUAUCUCUGGCCACGACUCUGCAAGCUUGACCAAAGAACAUUAUACGAAUUACAUUACCAGAUGAUUACUUUUGGAAAGGUGUUUUGUACCAAAAGCAAACCAAAUUGUAAUGCAUGUCCAAUGAGAGGAGAAUGCCGGCAUUUUGCAAGUGCAUUUGCAAGUGCAAGGCUUGCCCUCCCUGGGCCAGAAGAGAAAAGAAUAGUGACUGCAACUGAAAACAAAGCAACUAAUGAAGUCAUCAAACCAUUGCAGCUACCUCUACCUCUACCUCUACCUCUACCUCAGGCUAAUCAACAACUGCAAGCACAAUCUCAAAUCAAUAACUGUGAACCUAUUAUUGAAGUGCCAGGAACACCAGAGCCUAUUGUUGAAGAACCAGCAACGCCAGAGCAUGAGCAACCACAAAUACCAGAAAGUGACAUUGAGGACGCGUUUUGUGAAGAUCUUGAGGAAAUUCCUACAAUCAAACUCAAUAUUGCAGAGUUGACUCAAAAUUUGCAAAACUACAUGCAACAGAGUAUGGAACUUCAGGAGGGCGAAAUGUCAAAUGCUUUAGUAGCUUUGACUACAGAAGCUGCUUCAAUCCCUAUGCCUAAACUCAAAAAUGUGAGCCGGCUAAGAACAGAACACCAUGUCUAUGAGCUUCCAGAUUCACAUCCUCUACUGGAAGGGUUGGACAAACGAGAACCUGAUGACCCAUGCUCAUACCUUCUUGCUAUAUGGACACCUGGUGAAACUGCAAAUUCAAUUCAACCACCAGAAAGGAGGUGUAGUUCCCAAGAAUAUGGCAAACUAUGUGAUGAAAAUACGUGUUUUUCAUGCAAUAGCUUCCGAGAAGCAAACUCCCAUACUGUUCGAGGGACCCUUCUGAUACCAUGUCGAACAGCUAUGAGAGGGAGCUUUCCACUCAAUGGUACAUAUUUUCAAGUUAAUGAGGUGUUUGCUGACCAUGACUCUAGCAUUAACCCAAUUGAUGUUCCUAGGGCUUGGAUUUGGAAUUUGCCAAGACGCACAGUUUACUUUGGAACCUCUAUACCUACAAUAUUUAAAGGUCUAUCAACGGAAAUUAUUCAAUAUUGCUUUUGGAGAGGUUUUGUUUGCGUAAGGGGAUUCGACCAGAAGACGAGGGCACCCCGUCCUCUCUUGGCAAGACUACACUUUCCAGCUAGCAAAUUAACUAGGACAAAAGGUAAAACUGAUGACAAGCAAGAAUAAUGCACUCACUAUAAUUGCCACCAGAUCCAAACAAUGUAGAUGGGCACCAUCAGACCAACAUUUUGCGGCAUGACACUCAACAAGAGUGACUAUGUUGAUUGGAGGGGACAAAUGAGGAUUGGCUAACUUGUUUUAUCCCAUGAUGAAUGGGCAUGUUGUUUAUGUAUAAUGAACACAAUCCUAGUUAUUUAAUUCACGCUCAAAGUUGAGCAAUUCUUCAAUAAGCAGCAAAAUAACACACCA
This is a messenger RNA of Camellia sinensis, 6357 nucleotides long. Lineage: Eukaryota; Viridiplantae; Streptophyta; Magnoliopsida; Ericales; Theaceae. The record is from RefSeq and is a predicted model, not a curated record.